This is a messenger RNA of Misgurnus anguillicaudatus (oriental weatherfish), 1040 nucleotides long. The record is from RefSeq and is a predicted model, not a curated record. NCBI's taxonomy places the organism in Eukaryota, Metazoa, Chordata, Actinopteri, Cypriniformes, Cobitidae.
UACUGAUGAGCGUUUAUAUCACACUGAUCUCAGAUCAGACUGCUCAUUUUAGAUCUAUUUCCUAACCAUUACAACAGAAAGCAAGAACACUGACCUCAAAUAUGUGUUAAAAAAAGUGUGAGGAAGAGGAAGUUUUACAAGAAAGUGCUUUUAUGCGGUUUCUGUGAGUAAAAAAAACACAGUUCACACUAACAUGAACUACUGAUAUGAACUGGUCUUGCUGGAAGAUUUAUGCAUCAAAUAUGAAGUUCGUCUAUGCUGUGUGCAUCUGGAUUUGUCUGUCAGGGUUUGGACAUUCAGCUGCUUAUGGGAGUGCCAUAAAGAAACAUGAAGGAGAUCAAGUUACAAUUACGUGUACUCCUGUACCAAAUUCAAAAGACAAAAAGUAUUUCUGCAGACAUCCAUGUCAAGAAAAUGCUAAAGAUAAAUAUAUUAAAGUAUCAUCUGAUAAAACUUCUAACGGGAGAUUCAGAAUGGAAGAUUAUGGAAAUGGAACAUUCACAGUGACCAUCACUGAUCUACGGGGGUCAGACUCUGGGAAUUACUGGUGUAGAGUGGAGCUAGUAGAUAAAGAAGAUCCAUCUGAAAAGGUCAAACUGACAGUAUCUAAAGGUGUUAAGAGCGCUAUUACCACUUAUACAACUGUCACACCAGCGAUCACCACAUCUGGUGUUAAGAAUGCUAUUACCACUUAUACAACUGUCACACCAGCGAUCACCACAUCUGGUGUUAAGAGCGCUAUUACCACUUAUACAACUGUCACACCAGCGAUCACCACAUCUGGUGUUAAGAAUGCUAUUACCACUUAUACAACUGUCACACCAGCGAUCACCACAUCUGGUGUUAAGAGCGCUAUUACCACUUAUACAACUGUCACACCAGCGAUCACCACAUCUGGUGUUAAGAGCGCUAUUUCCACUUAUACAACUGUCACACCAGCGAUCACCACAUCUGGUGUUAAGAAUGCUAUUACCACUUAUACAACUGUCACACCAGCGAUCACCACAUCUGGGAACCUCAUGUAUACAGAAUAUCCUUGA